This is a messenger RNA of Beta vulgaris subsp. vulgaris (sugar beet), 459 nucleotides long. RefSeq lists its product as uncharacterized. Bases 1 to 459 code for a protein of 152 amino acids. NCBI's taxonomy places the organism in Eukaryota, Viridiplantae, Streptophyta, Magnoliopsida, Caryophyllales, Amaranthaceae. The transcript has a single exon. The record is from RefSeq and is a predicted model, not a curated record.
AUGUUUGUAGAUGGGGGACAUGACCCUUUUGCGAAAAUAGUAGAAAGCACAUAUCCUGACAUAGCGGAUCACAUUUGGGAACCAAGUUAUUUUCAAGAAAGAGCUAUUCUUGCUCCAACCAAUGAAAUUGCUCAGACGGUUAACGAUCACGUGUUAUCUCAAUUGCCAGGUGAAGAAAGAACUUACUUGAGUUCAGAUGCAAUUUCAGUAGAGGAAGGAAAUUUUGGAAUUCAUGAGAUGUAUUCAACAGAGUUCCUAAAUACAAUUAAAUGCGGAGGAUUACCAAACCAUAGUAUACGACUGAAGGUUGGAGCACCAGUGAUGCUCUUAAGGAAUAUUGAUCAAAGUUCUGGGCUAUGUAAUGGCACAAGAUUGGUCGUUAAGCACUUAGGCGAUCGCAUUAUAGAGGCUAUUGUGGUAUCUGGUAGUAAUUUGGGCAAUAAGGUCUUCAUUCCAUGA